AUGAGUGCUUUAACCAAGGAAGGUUCUUCUCAAAACACUCGAAAGAAGGUCGAAACCCACACAACCCAUGUGGGAAAUAAGGAUGUAAUGCCUGGAAGCCAACUAUGGACCGAUGGCCUUAUCUGUGCUUUCGAGUUCAUCCGAGCUCACAAAAAGUCGGCCGAUCCAAAAUCUUUGCCCAACAAGCAAUCGUCUCGUCUGGUCAAUCAUUUUAACUCGAAGAGCCAAAUUCACCCGGAUGGAGAAGCUUCUCAAAAAUCAAACAGAAACACUCUUCAAGAAUCUGCCCCUCUCGUUGAAUUAGAUGGCCAAAACUCUAAAUUCGACGCCUCUCAACCCGUCGAAAGGCGUGAAGAAGGGAGCUAUUGGGCUCCGAUUGGAUGGGCCCGAAUUUCAGAGCUCGUCCAAACAGUUGAGAUCGACGAGGAGUGGUCCACUAAGCAAUUUACAUUCACGGAGGACGAUGAUGACGAACUCACUGUUGCAGACUUAGCUGCUCCGUACUGGGAAAGACCGGCCGGGCCCACGUGGUGGUGCCAUCUAGCUGCCGGUCAUCCGACUGUCGAGGCGUGGCUCGGUGGGGCCCACUGGUUGCAUCCUGCCAUUAGGACUGCUUUGAGAGACGAGAGCAGAUUGAUAAGCGAUCGAAUGAAACACCUCUUAUAUGAGGUCCCGGUAAGGGUUGCUGGAGGUUUACUGUUUGAACUUUUGGGGCAGUCAGCUGGUGAUCCCUACAUUGAAGAAGAUGAUAUCCCGGUUGUUGUUCGUUCAUGGCAAGCUCAAAACUUCCUUUUAACCGCUCUACAUGUGAAAGGAUCUGCUUCGAGAAUCAAUGUUUUAGGUAUAACAGAAGUCCAGGAACUUUUGAUUGGUGGAGGCUACAAUACUCCUAGGACCGUGCACGACAUUAUAGCGAAUCUAGCUUGCCGAUUGGCACGGUGGGAUGACAGGCUAUUUCGAAAAUCCAUAUUUGGGGCAGCAGAUGAGGUUGAAUUGAAAUUCGUGAACAGGAGAAACCAUGAAGACUUGAAUCUUUUAGGGGCAAUACUCAACCAAGAAAUUAGAAGGCUAUCAAGACAGGUUAUUAGAGUGAAAUGGUCUCUCCAUGCAAGAGAAGAGAUAGUUUUUGAACUUCUCCAGCAUCUGAGGGGAAAUCUUACGAGAAGUCUACUGGAAGGGAUACAAAAGAAUACCAGAGAAAUGAUUGACGAGCAAGAAGCUGUUCGUGGCCGACUGUUUACCAUACAAGACGUCAUGCAAAGCACAAUCCGUGCAUGGUUACAGGACAGAAGCUUGACGGUCACACACAAUCUAGCUGUCUUUGGAGGGUGCGGGCUUGUACUUUCCAUAAUCACGGGAUUAUUUGGUAUUAACGUGGACGGGAUCCCGGGUGCACAAAACACGCCUUAUGCAUUUGGGCUUUUUGCCGGGCUUCUUUUCUUCUUAGGUAUGGUGCUGAUUGUGGUUGGGCUGAUUUAUCUGGGGCUGAAAAAGCCCGUUAAGGAAAAUCAGGUCGAGGUAAGAAAAUUGGAACUUGAUGAGUUGGUGAAAAUGUUCCAGCACGAGGCCGAGACUCAUGCUCAGGUGCACAAGCACAUGUCUCGGCAUAAUUUGCCGCCAACUGCUGGGGAUAGGUUUACGGAGGAUGCCGAUUAUGUUCUUAUUCGUUAG
Striga hermonthica is the source of this 1671-nucleotide messenger RNA. Lineage: Eukaryota; Viridiplantae; Streptophyta; Magnoliopsida; Lamiales; Orobanchaceae. The record is from the annotation of a GenBank genome assembly.